CGAAAGAAGUCUGAAGGAGUGAAUCCACUGUAAACAACGCCUCACAACAUCAACAGUUUCUUUCUAUACCCCUCUACACUCUCAUCAAACUCUAUGGCUGAACUCGUGCUUUCUUCCCUCCUCCCUCUCCUCUUUGAGAAGCUGUCCGAUGCAGCUUUGAAAACCAUUGCUCGCCACAAGGGACUUGAUGCUGAGAUCAAGAAGUGGCAGAGAUCCUUAAAACAAAUCCAACGUGUGCUUGCUGAUGCUUCUCGGAAGGAGAUAACCGAUGAGGCUGUGAAAGGAUGGCUCAAUGAUCUCCAGCAUCUGGCUUAUGACAUUGAUGACGUACUCGAUGGCUGGGUGACCGAAGCCAUGCAAAGUGAUCAGUCCACCCACGACUCAGAAGGCAUCACCGGCAAGGUAAGAAAGCUAAUCACCCCAACUUGUUGCACAAAUUUCCCACGGGAUGCUACGAUGCUUGCCAAGUUAGAUGAUAUUUCCACCAAAUUACAAGAUCUUGUUAAGGAGAAAGCUGACCUUGGUUUGAGAGUGGAGGAGGAAACCAGGCCAAGAAAUAAUAAUAGUAACAACAAUAGAAGAUUCCAAUCCUCUGUUGUCAACCCAUCUCGUAUUGUUGGACGCCAAGCUGAGAAAGAUGCACUGGUUCAACAGUUAUUGUUACCGGCUGAUGAACCAUGUGAUCAAAACUAUAGCAUUGUUCCCAUAAUUGGUAUAGGUGGGGUUGGGAAAACUACCCUGGCUGGGCUUUUGUACAACGAUGUUCAAGUCAACAAUCACUUCGAACUCAAGGCGUGGAUCUGCAUCUCAGAUGACUUUGAUAUCUCUGUUAGAAGCAAAGAGAUCUUUAUAGCUUUUGGAGGUGAGGUAAAGAGGGAACACGAAAAUUUUAAUAAACUUCAAGAAGCUAUUAGAGAUCACCUAACACAAAAAAGAUUUUUAUUGGUGUUAGAUGAUGUGUGGAGUGAGAGUCGUGAGGAUUGGGAAACCCUCGUCAGGCCCUUUUAUACAUGUUCUCCAGGAAGUAAAAUCGUAGUAACAACACGAAAGAAUAUAUUGCUAAAAAAGCUGGGUUACAAUUCUCUAUACAAGCAUCUGGAGAGCCUGUCAGAUGAUGAUGCUUUAUCUUUGUUUGCCCUACAUGCAUUAGGCGUAAGAAAUUUUGAUUCACAUUUGUCACUUAAACCACAUGGUGAAGGCAUUGUGAAAAAAUGUAAAAAAUUGCCUCUGGCAUUGAUCGCACUUGGUACAUCACUGAGGACAAGAAAAGAUGAAGAUUCAUGGAAGGGAGUGUUAGAAAGUGAGAUAUGGACAUCACCAGUUGAAGGUGAAGUCAUCCCAGCACUGAGACUUAGCUACCAUGAUCUUUUGGCACCUUUGAAGCGGUUGUUUGCAUACUGCUCCUUAUUCCCCAAGGACUUCUUGUUUGACAAGGAGGAACUGGUUUUAUUAUGGAUGGCUGAAGGGUUCUUGCAGCAGGCAACUCCAAAUGAUUCAAUAGAAGAACAAUGCUUGGGUCGCAAAUUCUUUGAAGAGUUGUUGUCAAGGUCAUUUUUUCAACACGCACCUAAUAAUGAAUCAUUAUUUGUGAUGCAUGACCUCAUGAAUGACUUGGCGACAUCUGUUGCUACCGAGUUUUAUUUUAGGUUAGACAACGAGUCACGGAAGAAUAUUAAGAAUAUGAAGCUAGACAAGUACCGCCAUAUGUCAUUUGUUUGUGAGAAAUAUGUAGCUUACGAGAAGCUCCAGGUACUUGAAAACACCAAAUGUCUGAGGACAUUCUUGGCAACGUUUGCUGGGGAGGUGGAACGUUUGGAAAAAUUUUACUUAUCCAAUAAGAUUCUGACUGACUUGCUUCCUAAGUUACCAUUAUUAAGGGUUCUAAGUUUGAGCGGCUUUGAAAUAAGUGAGUUACCGGAGUCCAUUGGUACUUUGAGGCACUUGAGAUAUCUUAAUCUAUCUCAAACUCAUAUCACACAUUUACCGGAAAAGGUUUGCAAUCUAGUUAAUUUACAAGCAUUGAUCCUGUUUGGUUGUUAUAAAUUAACUGAGUUGCCCAACAACUUCCUAAAUCUGAAGAACCUGCAACAUCUUGAUGUUAGGGACACCCGACUUUUGUUUAAGAUCUUGUCAGGGAUUGGCGAGUUGAAAAGCCUACACAUUAAUCUCUCGAAAAUCAUUAUCAGAAGCGAAGAUGGAUUUGAAAUAGCCAAACUUAAUGACUUUAAGAAUCUAAGUGGGAAAAUUUCUGUUGUAGGUUUGGAAAAAGUGCAAAAUGCAACCUAUGCACAUGAGGCGAACUUUUCACAAAAGAAGCUUAGUGAGUUAGAGCUUGUUUGGAGUGACGGGCUAUAUGAUUCACGAAAUGAAAUGCUUGAAAAAGAGCUCCUAAAUGAGCUAAAGCCUUGUCAAGAUGAGUUAAUACAACUCAAAAUUAGGUUAUACGGGGGAAAAGAAUUUCCAAAUUGGGUUGGGGAUCCCUCAUUUCUUCAUUUGAAGUAUGUGUCAAUAAAGGGUUGUAAGAGAUGUACAUCAAUGCCGCCACUAGGACAACUACCGUCACUGAAGGAGUUGUUAAUUGAAGGCUUACAUGGCUGGAAGAAAUGGUCAGGGGCUGUGUUUCCACGCUUGCAAAAGCUUGAAAUAAAAGAUUGUCCUAAUUUGGUUGAAGUCACACUUGAAGCACUGCCUUCAUUGAAUGAUCUAAAAUUAUAUCACUGUGACAGUGGUGUGUUGAGAAGUCUGGCUGAAGUAGCUUCAGCAGUCACCAAGUUGGGUAUAAAUGGUAUUUCCGGGCUUAACGAUGUGGUGUGGGGAGGUGUUACAGAGUAUCUUGGGGCAGUGGAAGAAUUAAGGAUAUGGAGAUGUAAUGAAAUAAGAUACCUAGUGAAAUCAGAUGCAGAUGCAACUAAGAUUCUUGUGAAGCUGAGGACAUUGGAAAUGAGAGGUUGUGAUAAUUUGGUGAGUUUAGGAGAGAAAGAGGAGGAGAAGGAGUUGGAUAAUUGUAGGAGCAACCUCCUAACAUCUCUUAGGACGUUGGAUGUGUCUAAUUGUAAGAAUAUAGAGCGUUGCAGCUGUCCAGAUGGCAUUGAGGAGUUGACUGUCUAUAGUUGUAGUUCAAUGAGAGUUGUGUCCUUUCCAAAAGGAGGACAGGAGAAGCUCAAGAGACUUACAAUCGAUAGUUGCAGGAACCUAUUGGAAAAGGAGUGGGAGCGGGGAGGACAAAAAAUGAACAGAAGCUGCAUGCCCAUGCUUGAAUAUGUAUAUAUAAGUUAUUGGCCAAAUCUGAAAUCAGUCAUUGAAUUGAACUGCUUGGUUCACCUCACUGAAUUGAGAAUAGAAGAUUGUGAAAACCUUGAGUCAUUUCCAGACACUUUAACAUCCUUAAAGAAACUGGAAAUAAUAAAGUGUCCCAAAUUGGAUGCUUCUGUUCCUGGUUGGGUUUGGCCUCCUAAUCUGCAAUUCUUAAAACUUGGGAGGUUGAAGAAGCCCUUCUCCAAGUGGGGCCCACAAAGUUUUCCAACCUCACUUGUGGAACUAGAGUUAUACGGUGGUGGUGAAGAUGGCUUGAGUAGUAGUAGUGAAUUUUCUCAUCUUCUUCCUUCAUCUCUUACUUCUCUUAGCAUAAGUGAAUUUGAGAAAUUGGAAUCAGUUUCAAUGGGACUCCAACACCUCCAACGUCUCUCUUUUUCCAAUUGCCCUAAUCUGAAGGAAGUGUCUUGGCAUCCCCAACACCUCACCUCCCUCCACCAUCUCUCUUUUUGGUAUUGCCCUGAGAUGAUGGAUCUACCAGAAAUGUUGUUGCCUUCACUCUUGAGUUUAGAAAUCUCGGGUAAUUGCCCAGAAGGUCUGAAAGAAAGAUGCAGUAAAAGAGGCAGAUACUGGCCCCUCAUCUCCCAUAUCCCCUACAUCUACAUACCAUGAAGUUAAUAUGAAGGUAUC
Molecule: messenger RNA, 3942 nt
Organism: Helianthus annuus (common sunflower)
Lineage: Eukaryota; Viridiplantae; Streptophyta; Magnoliopsida; Asterales; Asteraceae
Product: putative disease resistance protein At3g14460
Exons: 2
Coding region: 94-3924 (1276 amino acids)
Biological process (GO): defense response to other organism
Molecular function (GO): ADP binding
Source: RefSeq, a predicted model, not a curated record